AUUCUUAAAGAGCAACUUAAUAUAUUCACUAAUAAAGAAGUAUCUAAAAUCACUUAUGAUGAAAAUAAUAUUUUUUAUACUUCAUGCAAGAGAAUUUUCUUAAUUUUUGAGCUACUUAAGCAUGUAAUUAAUCUACUUAAAAGUUGUAUAGCAAGCUUGACUUAUUGUUUUAUAGAAAUAGUUCAAAUAGCAGCUGCUCUCAAGAGAAUACCUACUAAAAAUAUAGUACAAAUAUACUCUUUCUAUGAUUUAAAUGCUAAAAAAGAGUUAAAAUUUUAUGAUAAUAAUUUUGUAGAAAUGGAAUUACUUAAUAGUAUAUUAAAUGAAAUAAUCUUUGCAGAAAUAAAUAGCUUUGAUUUAAAAUAUGAAAGUAGAGAAAAUGAAAUUAGGCUUUAUUUAUUAGCAUCUGGAUGUAGUA
Molecule: messenger RNA, 418 nt
Organism: Scutellospora calospora
Lineage: Eukaryota; Fungi; Glomeromycota; Glomeromycetes; Diversisporales; Gigasporaceae
Source: the annotation of a GenBank genome assembly